AUGUCAGCUGGCAUCAUGUAUGACGAUGAAAUCUCUACUUACGAGGCUGACAUGCAGAGCGUGACGAGCUAUACCUCUGAGUUUGGGCAAACCGCACAAAAGAAGACUCAGAAACCGCUCAACUUCCCAUUCCUUUCAAAAGAGGAGAAUGAGAAACUUACGCUCGAAAUUGCCAAGCUUCUGUCCUCCGAUCACGGUAAACCCAUCAUGCGGGCCGUGGCUCAAAGGAUUAACAAGGAUAUCAAGACUAUCAGCCAGAUGUUCCUCACGAUGUUGAGGCGCCUGAAGAAUUUGGACGAUAAACGCUACAGCAGCGUAAGGUUUCACGAAAGAUUUGAGGGUGUACACAAGGACUUCAACACCACAAUUGACAAUAGUCGAAUAAUUGCCCAGAAUAUUGGUACCUAUGCAGAGGACUUUGAGGACCUGAUUCGGCCACUUUAUGAAGAUACCAGCAUUUCUGUAGACCAGAAGAAAGAGCUGAUCCAGGCCUAUAUUAAUCGAGCAGAGCAACAAGCGGAGAAAUCUAAGAAGGAGAAAGAUGAGUUUGAGAAGCUUCUGGCCAGGUUCAACAUUCUGGUUGACGACUUCAACAACUUUACUAAAGAUGACCAGAUCAUCCUCGAGGUCGAGAUAGCUCACCGAAAGGACAUGGGAGCAAAGAAGGCAGAGAUCAACGGCUAUAACGACAGGCUAGCCGAUAUGAAAAAAGCUCGAGAGGAAUUGAUCAAGAUGGGCGAAGACAACUUCUUGCUGAUGCAAAAGAGCCUCUACUCCAUAAUCAUGAUCUGGGAUUCUGCGAAGAGUGACGCCACCGAGAUUGUGGAUAUGCUCAGUAAGGCAAUAAAAAUAGCCAAUGUCCCAUUGGGAUUGAGAAUUUUGCUCAAAAACCCCGUCAGUACUUUCAAAUUGGUUGCACUCUACUUUCGCGGAUACGCCACUGGCAGCACCAGGGAGUAA
Molecule: messenger RNA, 960 nt
Organism: Penicillium verhagenii
Lineage: Eukaryota; Fungi; Ascomycota; Eurotiomycetes; Eurotiales; Aspergillaceae
Exons: 7
Coding region: 1-960 (319 amino acids)
Source: RefSeq, a predicted model, not a curated record